AUGUUUUACGGAAAAGUAAUAAAAGCAGGUGAAACUGUAAUCCCCGAAGUUAAAGAUGGAUAUUCAGUUAUUCACCUUUCAAGAGCAUGUUUGAAUAAUCCUAAGGAAGAAGGAAAGAUAUAUGUACAAGUAGAAGAUAGUAAAGGAUGCUACAAUAUUUGUUGUUUACAAAAGAAUGUUUGCGAAGAUACUUCAUUAGAUAUUUUUUUGAUGUUAGAUAAUGAUGUGAAAAUUAAGACUAGUGGUAGCAAAAAUGAAGUUCAUAUUGUUGGUUAUUACGAAGUGUCAUUUGGACAAGAUAACAUAGAUGAAGAUGAGGAUGAAUUUGAAGAUGAAGAUGAAUAUGAAAAUGAAGAAGUUAGAAUGUUAACAAAAAAAAAUACAUUAAAAAAUUCUCUAUCCAAUGGUAAUGCUAAAAAAAAAAAAGAUGUUGAAGAUAACGAAGAUGAUGAAACAAAUGUAGGAAAAAAUGAUGACGAUGAUGAUGACGAUGAUGAUGAUGAAGAUGAUGAAGAUGAAAAAGAAAAAGAUGACGAUGAUGAAGAUGAUGAAGAUGAUGAAGAGGAUGAAGAAGAUGAUGAUGGUGAUGAUAAAGAUGAUGAAGAUGAAGAUGACGAUGAUGAAGAUGAUGAAGAUGAAGGUGAUGAUGAUGAAGAUGAUGAGGAUGCAGAAGAUGCUGAUGAAAAAGAUGAUGAUGAAGAUGAUGAAGAAGUUGCAAAAAGUAAUAAAGGAGAUAAAAAAAAAAAUGAACAAAAAAAAAAUGUAGGCAAUAAAAAUAAAAGAGCUUUAGAUAAUAAAAAUGAUGGCCCAUCAAAAAAAUCAAAGUUAGAUGAUGAGAGUCAAUAUGAAAAAGAUCUUGUAGCAUAUUUAAAAAAAAAUGGAAAGAGUAAAUUAACUGAAUUAGGAAAAGUAAAAAGACCUGAAAGUGUAAAGGUUAAAUUAGGAUUUUUUAUAAAAAAAAGAACUAACGUUUUUAAAUUUGAUAAAGAUGGACAAACAGUAUCAUUAAAAUAA
This is a messenger RNA of Plasmodium relictum, 1014 nucleotides long. RefSeq names its product conserved Plasmodium protein, unknown function. NCBI's taxonomy places the organism in Eukaryota, Apicomplexa, Aconoidasida, Haemosporida, Plasmodiidae. The record is from RefSeq and is a predicted model, not a curated record. The coding region runs from base 1 to 1014 and encodes 337 amino acids. The transcript has 2 exons.